Tarenaya hassleriana is the source of this 1192-nucleotide messenger RNA. Its product is annotated as phosphoglycerate mutase-like protein 1. The record is from RefSeq and is a predicted model, not a curated record. The transcript is spliced from 9 exons. Gene Ontology annotation, molecular function: phosphatase activity. NCBI's taxonomy places the organism in Eukaryota, Viridiplantae, Streptophyta, Magnoliopsida, Brassicales, Cleomaceae. Gene Ontology annotation, cellular component: cytoplasm. Bases 191 to 1009 code for a protein of 272 amino acids.
UGCCGUUUCCAGGAACCUGAAUAGAUCGAUCCAGGCAGAUCAUUACAUGCAUACGUAUUAUACUGUAUAGUUACAUAUACAUAUAUAUAUAUACACAUGAUUAUCUAUAUAUUAUGUAACUCUAGAAGACUAUACUAUAUAUAAGUUUUUUUGUGUUUUAAAUGCAUUUGUGAGGAGGCAAUACACGAGAAUGGACAUCUAUGGAGCCCAAAUGUUGCCUCCUUCAUUGUCUAAACUUUAUUUGUUGAGGCAUGCUCAGGGGAUUCACAACGUCGAGUUAGAAGAGAAAAGAGAGACUGCUUUGUCGCCUAAGCUCUUCGAUGCCGAGCUCUCUCCAAAGGGUCUGCAACAGGUGAAGGAACUGCGUAAACGGAUCCAUGAGUCGGGAUUGCUCGAUAAGAUCGAGCUAGUGAUUACCUCGCCGCUUCAAAGGACGAUGCAAACGGCCAUGGGAGUUUUUGGGAAAGACAGUGGAAAGCAUGCGGAUGAGGUUCGAAGAGAAACGUCUACUGCACAACAUUCCACCGUCAUAUUCCCUCCUAUUAUGGCUCUUGAACUUUGCAGAGAACGCAUGGGGCUCUAUCCGUGCGAUAGAAGAAAAGGCAUAGGCGAAUACAUGGACCGUUUCCCGGAAAUCGAUUUUUCGAUGAUAGAGAAUGAGGAGGAUGUUUCAUGGCAAUCGGAGAAACGGGAAGAUUUGGUGGAGGUUGCUGCUAGGGGAUUACAAUUCUUGAAAUGGGUGUUGGAGCGACCAGAAAAGGAAAUAGCGAUCGUUAGCCAUGGGAUUUUCUUGCAACAAACACUUCAUGCAUUCCGAAAUAAACACGGCAUACCCUUUGAGGAUAAACUCCUAACAAGGUUUGCUAACUGCGAGCUUCGUUCUAUUGAAAUCGACAAGAUACGAGUUAUGGAGGCGGCGGAUUCAUUAGCCAUCACCAGUUGUAGAAACUUCAUCAAUCCAUCCUCCAACUCUCCUUCACCGUCAUCCAUAGAGGCCUUUCUAAAUUAAGACUUCGUUAUAUACAUAGAUAUAUAUGUAUAUGUGUGAAUCCAUUUCCCGGUUAAGUGUGAAAAUUCAGACACCAAACAAACCCUUUGGUCAUGUGGUCACAUCUAUGCAUAGUUCUGUUGUUUAUGUAUCAAUGUAUCUCAAAUAAUAAAGCUCUGCCUUUCAGUUUCAAUUCCCGAAUGU